This is a messenger RNA of Castor canadensis (American beaver), 3461 nucleotides long. RefSeq names its product acyl-CoA synthetase short chain family member 2 (gene Acss2). Lineage: Eukaryota; Metazoa; Chordata; Mammalia; Rodentia; Castoridae. Gene Ontology annotation, molecular function: acetyl-CoA synthetase activity. Gene Ontology annotation, cellular component: cytoplasm. The record is from RefSeq and is a predicted model, not a curated record. Gene Ontology annotation, biological process: acetyl-CoA biosynthetic process.
UUUCCUUGUUCAGGUACCACAGAAAUAUCUAGUAUACUAUAAUACUAGAUUAAACACUAAUGAUUUAAACUAUGCUAUUUACUUGGAUAACAGAACCAUUGUAAUGAAUAUUUUUGCAUGUGUCUAUUAUACUUAAGGGAUCUGAAGUACAUUUAAAAUAGUACCCCUGGCUGUUCUUUCCACUUUCUCUUUCUGCUCUAGGUAUAUUCCUCUUUUAGGUAGUAUUAUAAUUGAUGUGAUGAUAAAGGAUCUGAGAGAGUUGCCCUUGUUCUCUUGCUAUGGGUAUGCCAGUAUGCUUCACAGGAUGGUAAGAACACGUGUGUAUGAUUUCCCUCCUGUAAGUGGGAAAAGGGUUACCUGGCCCAGGUUCUGUAUUCCAAACAGAGAAGAGGAACAGAGUCUAACUGGCAUCAAAGUUACCUUGGUCAAGGAGAACAGGCACAAGGUCUCUGGAUAAAGGCCUAAAAAUAGCUGGCCAGAGGAUAGAGUACAAUAAUAGCACAGACUACAGGGGAAGAGUCUCAUAGGUUGAACUUCCAGCCUUCUUUCCAGUCUCAUGGCAGAGUCCAGGAAUGAGCCCACUGCAGGGGGUUCAAGAAACCCUUCUUGAUAGGACUUUGACUGUCUUUUCUUUUCUGUGUCUACCAUUUUCCCUGCUUGUUCAGCACUUAACUUCUUUGUCUAUGUCCUCUCUUAUCCCUUACUUCCUUCCUUAUUUCCUCUCUCUGAUCAGAUCCAGAUGGACACAUGAGCAUAGGGAGGGCAAUGAGCCAGGGGAGACCACUCAGAUCACAUACCGUCAACUUCUAGUUCAAGUGUGUCAGUUCAGCAAUGUUCUCCGAAAACAGGGCAUUCAGAAGGGUGACCGAGUGGCCAUCUACAUGCCCAUGAUCUUGGAGCUCGUUGUAGCCAUGCUGGCAUGUGCCCGCCUUGGGGCUUUACACUCCAUUGUGUUUGCAGGCUUCUCUGCAGAGUCUCUAUGUGAACGGAUUCUGGAUUCCAGUUGCAGUCUUCUCAUCACUACAGAUGCCUUCUACAGGGGGGAAAAGCUUGUGAACCUGAAGGAGUUGGCUGAUGAGUCCCUGGAGAAGUGUCGGGAGAAAGGUUUCCCAGUGAGAUGCUGCAUUGUGGUCAAGCACCUAGGGCGGGCAGAACUGGGCACGGGUGAUUCCCCCAGCCAGUCUCCCCCAGUUAAGAGGUCAUGCCCAGAUGUCCAGGGUAAGCUGAAAGAGAAAUCCAAGCGCAUUCGGCCCCAGAUCUCCUGGAAUCAAGGGAUUGACUUAUGGUGGCAUGAGCUCAUGCAAGAGGCAGGGGAUGAGUUUGAGCCUGAGUGGUGUGAUGCUGAGGACCCCCUCUUUAUCCUAUACACCAGUGGUUCCACAGGCAAACCCAAGGGUGUGGUACACACAGUUGGGGGCUACAUGCUCUAUGUGGCUACAACCUUCAAGUAUGUAUUUGACUUCCACCCGGAGGAUGUGUUUUGGUGCACAGCAGACAUUGGCUGGAUCACUGGCCAUUCUUAUGUCACCUAUGGGCCACUGGCCAACGGUGCCACCAGUGUUUUGUUUGAGGGGAUCCCCACAUACCCAGAUGUGAGCCGCCUGUGGAGCAUUGUGGACAAAUACAAGGUGACCAAGUUCUACACAGCACCCACAGCCAUCCGUCUGCUCAUGAAGUUUGGAGAUGAGCCUGUCACCAAGCAUAGCCGGGCAUCCUUGCAGGUGCUAGGCACAGUGGGUGAGCCUAUCAAUCCUGAGGCCUGGCUAUGGUAUCACAGAGUGGUAGGGGCCCAGCGUUGCCCCAUCGUGGACACCUUCUGGCAAACAGAGACAGGUGGCCACAUGUUGACACCCCUCCCUGGUGCCAUACCCAUGAAACCUGGUUCUGCAUCCUUCCCAUUCUUUGGUGUAGCUCCUGCAAUCCUGAAUGAAUCUGGAGAAGAGUUGGAAGGUGAAGCUGAAGGUUACCUGGUGUUCAAGCAGCCCUGGCCAGGAAUCAUGCGCACAGUUUAUGGCAACCACACACGCUUUGAAACCACCUACUUUAAGAAGUUCCCUGGGUACUAUGUGACAGGAGAUGGCUGCCGGCGGGACCAGGAUGGCUAUUACUGGAUCACUGGCAGAACUGAUGACAUGCUUAAUGUAUCUGGGCAUCUGCUAAGUACAGCAGAGGUGGAGUCAGCACUUAUGGAACAUGAGGCUGUGGCAGAAGCAGCUGUGGUGGGCCACCCGCAUCCUGUGAAGGGUGAAUGCCUCUACUGCUUUGUCACACUGUGCGAUGGCCACACCUUCAACCCCACCCUCACUGAGGAGCUCAAGAAACAGAUUAGAGAAAAGAUUGGCCCCAUUGCCACACCAGACUACAUCCAGAAUGCACCUGGCUUGCCUAAAACCCGCUCAGGGAAAAUCAUGAGACGAGUGCUCCGGAAGAUUGCUCAGAAUGACCAUGACCUGGGGGACACGUCUACAGUGGCUGACCCAUCUGUCAUCAGUUACCUCUUCAGCCACCGCUGCCUGACCAUCCAGUGAACAAGACUGUCCUUUGCCCAGGAUUCCCCUUGCUUGGCUCAAAGUUCUGCCCAUCCGCCCUGCCCCGCCCCACUUCCAGGAAUGAUGAGGGCCAGAGCUGGCCCACACUUUGUCCCUGAGUGGAGACAGUUUCCUGUGACUUCCAGGCAGAAGGGACAGAGCCAGGGUAGCCUCAAGAGUGAUGUGCCAGAACAGGGACCUGAAAGCCAUGUCCCCAAACCAAGUUAGAGGGCAAAUGAAGGUCUGGACUGAAGCAAGGCAGCAACUCAUAACCCUAUGUCAGCUUUCUCAGGAAGCACCACCUCUUGAGUAUGCACUUACCUUCCUAAAUGAUAGUCUGUGAGUCCAGGAAUAAUUAUUAUUUUUAAAAUACUUUGCACUUCUAUUCUGAAUCUGAUUUUCCUUUCAAAUGGCAUAACUGCCCAUUUGCUCCAGGGACUAUGACUGUUGGGUCAGUCUCCAGAGGGUUUUCAGAUCACCUGCUUCUUUGAAGGAGUAGAUGUGUUUUAUUCCUAGGAUCAGAGGAACUUGUCUUCCUUGUUCUGUCCCACACUUCAUGAACAGAGCCCUGCCUCUGAGAGACACUCUCAGGUUAAACUCUUAUUUUCUUGUCCUAGUCUGCUCAAGCCUCACGGUUAUAGGAAUAAAGUCUGUGACCUCAAGAGACUGGUGAUUGGUUUUCUUAGGUAUCUCCCAGGAUGUGUAAAGCUGCUCUGGUUUGUGUGGCAGAUGGGAAGGAGAGUGGUAUUUCCUAGGACAACCCCAAUAUCUUUCUCCUAGAACUUUUGGUUGGGGAAGAGCUAGGCAAAACUUCACUCAGGACCUCUGACAAGCUCCGAGCUAAGCAGUAGUGACUGAAGUCAGUUUACAACCGUGAUGUCCCAUCAUGUUGCUCUCCCACCUGGGUUCCUGCCAGGCCAUCUCUCCUUCCAU